Eucalyptus grandis is the source of this 2277-nucleotide messenger RNA. Its product is annotated as putative receptor protein kinase ZmPK1. The record is from RefSeq and is a predicted model, not a curated record. NCBI's taxonomy places the organism in Eukaryota, Viridiplantae, Streptophyta, Magnoliopsida, Myrtales, Myrtaceae. Gene Ontology annotation, molecular function: ATP binding; protein serine/threonine kinase activity. Gene Ontology annotation, biological process: recognition of pollen; protein phosphorylation.
AUGCACAUUGUACAUGAUGCAAAGUGCAAGGCAGAUAAGACCUUCACAUGCGGCUUCUACGGCCUUGGAGACAAUGCUUACUGGUUCUCAAUCUGGUUCGCCAACUCCUCGGACAGGACCGUCGUUUGGACGGCCAACCGGGACAAGCCCGUGAAUGGCCGAGGCUCUAAGGUCACGCUCAGGGGCACCGGUGCAUUGGCCGUGACUGACGCAGAUGGUUCCGUCGUCUGGGAGGCCCACGCGACUUCCACCGAUGCCUGUUCGCUAGAGCUCUUGAAUUCAGGCAAUCUUGUGCUGAGAGGUCCUCAUAGGAGAAAACUAUGGCAAAGCUUUGAUCAUCCGACUGAUACUCUGCUGCCAACCCAGCUCCUCAAUAAGAGCAAGAAAUUGGUGUCAUAUCUAAAAGGAGGAGAAUUUCACUCUGGCUACUUCAACCUGUACUUCGACCAUGACAACGUGCUGAGGUUGAUGUACGAUGGACCGGACAUAUCUAGCCUCUAUUGGCCUAACCCGCACUUCAACGUGUCCACAAACGGGAGAACGAAUGACAACAGUAGCCGAGUUGCGGUCCUAGACGAGACUGGCCAUUUUCAAUCAAGUGACCGGUUUCAAUUCAACGCUUCCGACCGAGGCCUGAGGAUCAAACGGCGGCUGACACUAGACCACGACGGGAACCUGAGGCUGUACAGCUUGGACGACCAGUCAGGGUUGUGGAUAGUGACGUGGCAGGCGCUUCCGGCACAGUGCAUUGUGCAUGGCAUAUGUGGGAGGAAUGGGAUUUGUGUACACACACCCGAGCCCAGAUGCACAUGCCCUCCUGGUUACGAGAUGCAAGAGCCUAGUGACUGGCACAAAGGUUGCAAGCCCAAAUUCAAUUUCACUUGCUCCAAGCCUCGGGAUGUGGAAUUCUUGGCGCUUCCCAACACGGACUACUAUGGGUUCAACGCGGUCAAAAACAAUAACGCGUCAUUCAAUUUCUGCAGGCAGACCUGUUUGGAUAGCUGCAGCUGCUUGGGCUUCAUCUACUUGGAAUCGCAAAGAUGGUGUUGGACAAAGAACUCGCUGUUUAACGGCUAUCAGGUCCCGUCUUUUCCCGGAACUUUACAUCUGAAAUUGCCCAUCUCCAUAGUGGCAUCCUUGGAGCCAAUUCACAACGGCAGCGCUCCCGAGUGCUCCGCAGCCAGAGACCAAUUAUUGGUAGACACAUCUACGUUGUAUGGCACUAUAGGCAAGAGGGUGAGAUGGGCCUACCUCUAUGGGUUCGCAUCCGCUUUUGGGGCGGUCGAGAUCCUCAUCUUUUUCUCGGGCUGGUGGAUUCUCUUCAGGAAGCGUGAUGUGCAUUGCAUAGUGGAAGACGGGUACGCCGCAAUAACAAGCCAGUUCAGGAGGUUCAACUAUGACGAGCUCAAGAGAGCGACCCGGAACUUCAAGGUAGAGAUAGGGAGGGGAGCGUCAGGACUGGUUUACAAGGGCGUCUUAGCGGACCGAAGGGUCGUGGCAGUGAAGAGACUCGGAGAUGUGUACCAUGAGGAGGAGGUCUUCUGGGCUGAAGUCAGAACAAUUGGGAAGAUCAAUCACAUGAACCUGAUGAGGACGUGGGGCUUCUGUUGUGAGGGAAAGCACAAGCUCUUGGUCUAUGAGUAUGUGGAGAAUCGGUCCCUGGACAAGCACUUGUUCUGCGGGGACGUCAUUGAGUGGAGGGAACGGUUCAGGAUCGCGCUCGGCACGGCCAAAGGCCUAGCCUACCUGCACCACGAGUGCCUCGAGUGGGUCAUCCACUGCGACGUGAAGCCCGAGAACAUCCUCUUGGAUAAGACAUUCGAGCCCAAGAUCGCGGACUUUGGGCUGGCAAAACUGCUCCAGAGGGACGGCGCGAAUACGCAGUUCUCUUGCGUAAGGGGCACGAAGGGCUACCUGGCGCCCGAGUGGGCCCUGAACCUCCCAAUCACGGUGAAGGUCGACGUGUACAGUUACGGGGUAACGGUCCUGGAGAUAGCGAGGGGGAUUCGGCUCUCGAAUUGGGUCAUGGAGAAAGCGGGGAAUGAGGAGCAGGAGGCCGAACUGACGGUCUUCAUCCGGGAGAUGAAGAGGAGGUACCAAUGUGGAGAGGAUUGGAUAGAGGAUUUGGUGGACGAGAGAUUGAAAGGGCAAUACAGCCGGAAGCAGGCAGGAGUGCUUCUUGAGAUUGGCGUGACAUGUCUGGAGGAGGACAGGAACAAGAGGCCAACCAUGGAUUCAAUAGUAAAUCAACUGCUAGAAGUUGAUGAUGAACCUUAA